AACUAAAAUUAAUCAUAAUUGAAGACUAAUAAACUUUGGGUGAAGACUAAUUAACAAAUCUGUACAAGUUGUAUCACAUUUCUAUAAAAGGAAUUUUGGGGUUUGGGGACCAAUUGCAUAGCUUAUCGGUCCAUUCUCGAUGGCUGCACCGACAACCCAAAAUCACUUCAAACAUACAAUGCUCCUACUCGGACUGCUCAUCCUCACCUCUCUUCAUCCCACAGCUGGUCAGGUGGGCAGUUUCUUCGGGAGGCUGGGGACUAACUUGCCCGGCGCAGCAACAACUGUGGGCAUAUACCAGCAGAACAACAUCCGCAGAAUGCGGCUAUUCGACCCCCACGCGCCGACUCUCCGCGCCCUCAGCGGCACCAACAUCCGCCUCAUGAUGGGCGUGUCGCACCCCGAUCUCCGGGACCUCGCCAACUGCCCCCAGGCGGCCACUGCCUGGGUCAGCCGCAACAUCCUACGCUUCCCCAACGUCACCUUCCGCUACAUCAUCGUCGGGAACGAGAUCGAGCCGGAGUCGGAGCUGGGGCCCUUCGUGUUCCCGGCGAUGCAGAACGUGUACCGCGCCAUCCGCGCCGCGGGUCUGGGUGGCCGCAUCCAGGUCUCCACAUCCAUCCAAAUAAAUCUCCUGACUAGGUGGAAUCCUCCGCAGGCGGCGGAGUUCAAGUGCAGCGUCAACUGGUUCAUCAGGCCGAUCCUCGAGUUUAUAAGGGACACGAGCGCGUCUAUCCAUUUAAACGUGUUCCCCUUCUACGCUUACCUCAACGAUAGGGCCAACAUCAACCUCUCCUUCGCGCUUCUGCAGCCCAACAGCGGCGUCGUUCUCGGCGGCGUCUACUACGACAAUCUUUUCUACGCAAUCCAUGACGCCUUCGUGGCCGCCAUGGGCAAGAUCCUUGCCGCAGCAACGCCAUUGUCCGUGCAACAAUUACCAGAGAAUAACGGAACCAAGACGACGACGAGCUCUGGGUCAUCUAGUGGUGGCGGACACAAUUCUCCACCUGGGCAUGGAAGCGUCCCAUUGGGCAGCGGUGAUGAUGAGAUAAUGGCUGUCACCGACGGGCCUAUCGCCACCGUAGAUAACGCGAGGAUCUACAUCAACAAUUUGAUGCGCGUGGUGAGGACUGGAACCCCCAUGGUGGCCGGCCCUAUACACACAUACAUAUUUGCUACGUUUGACGAGAAUCUGAGGCCCGGCCCCGAAUACGAGAGACAUUUCGGUAUCUUUCUGCCUAACGGCCAGCCCAAGUUCCCCUUCCGUUUCCAGUGAUAUUGUUUUCAGUUUUUUUAUGCUCGGAAGAAGGAGCCUGUUUGCUCCAUGUGUGGUGUCACUAAGUUGUUGAUGUUUUCAGUGUGUAAUUUUUCAUUUUAGAUUGGAUUCGGUGUUGAUUAUCUAUUAUCAGUCAUUAUGGAUUGUUUGAUUAAA
Molecule: messenger RNA, 1432 nt
Organism: Salvia miltiorrhiza (redroot sage)
Lineage: Eukaryota; Viridiplantae; Streptophyta; Magnoliopsida; Lamiales; Lamiaceae
Product: glucan endo-1,3-beta-glucosidase, acidic-like
Exons: 2
Coding region: 140-1276 (378 amino acids)
Biological process (GO): carbohydrate metabolic process
Cellular component (GO): plasma membrane
Molecular function (GO): hydrolase activity, hydrolyzing O-glycosyl compounds
Source: RefSeq, a predicted model, not a curated record